Molecule: messenger RNA, 1786 nt
Organism: Phialemonium atrogriseum
Lineage: Eukaryota; Fungi; Ascomycota; Sordariomycetes; Cephalothecales; Cephalothecaceae
Product: x-pro dipeptidyl-peptidase
Exons: 3
Coding region: 266-1786 (506 amino acids)
Source: RefSeq, a predicted model, not a curated record
AGUAAGUGGGUGCUCGCAGUAUUUACAAGAACUUAUCAAGGGGGUGAUGGUCUCUGGGCUGACAUAUCCAUGAGCGGGGUGAUGAGGAGUGACUCCUUCGCAAGGACUACUUCAUCAUGGGAUACGGAUACCACACGAGGGAUAAAGACGGAAGUGAAAUAAAGAAGCUUGCUACAUCGAAAUUUGUGCACUUUGGCAGGCCAAGUCGGAGAUAUCCUCUUCUGCCAAGCUCACCCCAAAUUGCAGCAGGAUCGACCACACAGCAAUGCAGGCACAUUCCCCACCCUCAAACCAAUACCUGCCACCCUCCGGCAUGAUGGGCACUGGAGGCGGUCUUGACGACUGGUGCGAUGUCACCACCGAGCUUGACGGCAUACGGAGUGCACACAGCCCGGGCGAACCACUCUCUCGGAUCUCCGCCGAGGAGAGCAUGCGGGAGCGCAUCAUCCAGAUCACUGCAGAUGAGAAGGACCUGUUAGCAUUCUACAACAUCUCGCUGUCGAAAACCCGCCAAGCCGCUCUCCGUGGUUUCUACUCGGACGAACUGGCCGGCCUCGAGACCCUCUCCUUUGAGCAGUUCAGCCAAGAGGACAAUGUCGACUACCUACUUCUGAAGAACUACCUCGGCAGGAACAUUCGCCGGCUGGAGCUGGAGGCCCGCCGUUAUGCCGGCAUCUCUCCCUUUUUCCCCUUUGCGGAGGCCAUUAUCGCUCUCUGCGAAGCGCACCAGCAGGUCCUGAUACCGGAUCUCGAGCCUAAGGACACCAGGAUGUCGGCAUUCCGUGCAGUAUGCGCCAUAAAGGAGCUCGGCAAGCAUCUCGACGAGUUCUCCGGGUUCUUCAAGGGAUAUGAUCCCCUCUUCGAUUGGUGGGUCACCUCGCCUUUCGAAGAGUUCCAACAGGCCGCAAGCAAGCUCGCAUCCGGCAUCCAAACCAAACUACUCAGCGGCGACGGGGACGACGACGCCAUCGGCAGGGAGGGCCACCUAGCCGAGCUAGAAGCCCAGCUGAUCCCCUACACCCCCGAGAAGCUGCUCGCCAUCGCUCGCCGAGAGUACGCCUGGUGCGAAACCGAAAUGAAGAAAGCCUCCCGCGAACUCGGCUUCGACGACAACUGGCGCGCAGCCCUCGAGCACAUCAAGACCCUCCACACCCCACCCGGGGCCCAAGCGUGCCUAGUCAAGCACCUCAUCGACGAAAGCGCCUCACACGUCAAGCACGCCAGCCUGGUGACCGUCCCGCCGACCAGCGCACCAACCAGCCCCUUCUUCCUCGGCGGCCCGACAAUCCACGUGGCCUACCCGACGUCCUCCACGGCCCACGCGGCCAAGACGUCCAGCAUGCGGACACCCAACAACCGCGCCUUCGCCCGCGCGACCGCCCCUCCACGAGAUGGUCCCGGGCCAUCACUGCCUGCAGCAGCUGUUCGCCGGCGGCGCGGCACGCCACCGCACCGCCGGGCGCGCUCGGGACGGCCGUUCUACGUCCAGGGAGAGCUGGGCCCUGUACGUACCGGGAGGUGGGUGCUGUGGGGGCGGCGGGGCGACUUCUUCGUGUCGGCGGCGGACUGCGUCGGGACACUCGCUGUUCUGGCGCAUGCACCGCUGCGCUUCCACCUCGGCGAGAUGGCGGCGCGGGAGUGCGUCGACCUGCUCGUGGAUAUGGUUGGGCACGAGCGCGCCACGGCCGAGGGGGGAGGUGCGGAGGUCGCUAGGCGGAGACUAUGGCCCGCUGUAUCAGGCUGCGUACUUGCUUGGGGCGCUGCAGCUGCGGCGCUGCGGUCUUAG